This is a messenger RNA of Balaenoptera ricei (Rice's whale), 2816 nucleotides long. It is a transcript of the gene TM4SF18, whose product is annotated as transmembrane 4 L six family member 18. The record is from RefSeq and is a predicted model, not a curated record. The transcript has 6 exons. Gene Ontology annotation, cellular component: membrane. Bases 193 to 798 code for a protein of 201 amino acids. NCBI's taxonomy places the organism in Eukaryota, Metazoa, Chordata, Mammalia, Artiodactyla, Balaenopteridae.
UCACAUUCCUUUGGCACAGGAUGAAGACCAGCUCAGCUUUUCAGCCGUUGAUCUUUGUCUAUUGUUCUCCAAACAGUAAACCACUAUUUCCACACCGACAGAUUGCAGGCUGCAGUUCUGUCCGAGUCCUGGGCUCCUCAUGAAUAUGAACUGAAGGGCUCUGACCCAGAAAGUGGUUCUGAGCAGGGUAACAUGGGGUCUUGGAAAUGUGGAAGCUGCCUGAGUAGUCUGCUGAUUCCUCUUGCACUUUGGAGUAUAAUUGUGAACAUAUUAUUGUAUUUCCCCAAUGGGCAAGCUUCCUAUGCAUCCAGCAAUAAACUCACCAACUACGUCUGGUAUUUUGAAGGAAUCUGUUUCUCAGGUAUUAUGAUGCUUAUAGUUGCAGCAAUUCUUCUUGUACUGGAGAAUGAUAACAACUAUAAAUGUUGCCAGAGUGAAAACUGCAGCAAAAAAUACAUGACACUGCUGUCGAUGAUCUUUUCUGCCCUUGGAAUUGCUUUCUCUGGAUACUGCCUGGUCAUAUCUGCUUUGGGCCUUCUUCAGGGCCCUUACUGCCGCACCCUUGAUGGCUGGGAGUACGCCUUUGAAGGCACUGCAGGACGUUUCCUUACAGAUUCUAGCGUAUGGAUUCAGUGCCUGGAACCAGCACAUGUAGUGGAGUGGAACAUCAUCUUAUUUUCUAUUCUCAUAGCUCUCAGCGGGCUUCAAGUGAUUGUCUGCCUCAUCAGAGUAGCCAUUCAGUUGUCCAAGAUACUGUGUGGAACCUAUUCAGUCAUCAUCCAGCCUGGAAUCAUUUGAAUAAGAACAAGAAUGUUCUUCUUUAUCAAGAUAUGGUCAUCUACCUGUGUCUAUUGUAUGGAAUUGAGGGCCAUAUUCAGAUGAUGGCUUUUUCUCCAGUUUGAGUUUAUUGUCCUCAUUGGAAGUGCCUUCCAUGCUGUCCUUCCGUUUAGAAUUUUUUUCUAAGCUAUAUGUGUCAGGAUCUUCAGAAAUGUUCAUACCCUUUGAUCAAAAAAAUCCAAUUUCUAUAACCUAUACUAUGAAAAUAAAUAAGAAUACAAGAUAAAGCUUUAUGCAACUACAUAUAUUUGAAAAUUAUUUAAUAUUCUGGGAAGUUAGAAAUACCCAGAAAGUCUAACUUUAGGGGAAGGAUUAAAUAAAACAUGGUACAUUAGUUGUAAUAUUAUGUAAAAUGAUGAUUUAAAGAUUAUGAGUAGUACUAUGUGAAAAAGCAGAUUAUAAAUUUAUGUUUACAGUAUAAGCGUAACUAUCCAAAACAAACAAAACAAAACCAAAUGACCAAAAUACAGGAUAAAAACUAAAUCUAGAUCGAUUUACACAAAAAUGUCAGCUGUGGUUGAUUUGGGUCAUAGGUGACCCUUCCUACUUGUCUAUAUUUUCCAAGUUUUCUUUAUUAUGUUUUACUAUUAAAAUACUUUAAAAAAAAAAAAAACACAUUUUUACUAUUUAAAAGCUUUCCUAUUUUUCCAACCUUUAAAGGAAUACACUUUUUCCAAAUGUUUUCCAACAUUGACUAUCUGUAAACAUCACAGAAUAACACUUCAAUCAAUGUUCAGUGGGGAAAGUAGUGAGAUAGAUAAAGCCAAAUAAUGUUGCACAUAAACUUAUAUAAUCUAAUUGAGCUCUUGGCAUUAUUUUUUUACUCCCGGUGGUGAGUAUGGUGAGCUACAAGAAGUAGACUUGAAAUGAAUGAGCAGUUGAGGACAUGCUCAGUGGGUUAUAGAAAGUGACCACUGACCAGUUGAUACCUGUUUCAUGGGGAGCUACCACUAAAUAUUUAUUUUAAAAAAAUUUUUAAAGUAAAACAUUUAUGAACUUUCUACUUAUACUUGGCAUGACCUUCUGGAGGACAGCAGUCAUGUUUUAUAUUUUUCCAUCAUGCAUAGGGCCUAGCCCAAAGCAGACAUAGGAGACACUCAAUGUUGGACAUUCAUGCCAGGCUUUUCUGCUCCUCAUGGCUGCUCUGCUGAGUACCUGUCUCCAUCAUGGACCCACUGGGCCUUAACACUUCCACCACUUCCCCAUUGCCCUCCUCCACGGACACUGUCAACAUUGCUCUACCAACACCUGCCUGGCAGUGGUAGCCAGUAGUCUGGAGAAUGCCUCUCUCCUUGGUGCCUGCUCAACCUAUAGCCUCCUUUAAGAUAGCUGCCCUGUCCACAGCCUUUGCUGAAGUGAGCAUCUUGAAAGCAAGCCAUGUUGGGUACCACAUGACCCUCAUGACCGGGACUUAGCUGACAGAACUGGGACCGGCACCCAAGCCAUGGGCAACCUAUUGUCACUCUAGUGGCCAAUGAUUUAGCCUAAAGUGAAACACUGUCCAAAUGAGAUUGGUGGUUAUUCUUGCUUGAAAAUUUGAAUUAUGAAACCAAAAAUGAAGCAACACGGACAUUGCUGCCAGGAAAACAAUUAAAGGAUGAGGAAGAAAGCCAGCAUACAGAGAGUAUCUGAUUACUCUAUCAAGCCCACAAGCUUGUCAUAUCCAGCAUCUUCUUUCUCCAAAAGGUUCCUCAGUCCUCUUGUAAAUGAACUUCUGGCAGGUCAACCCCACCAGUUUGUCAUUAAGACUGUCUCCAUUGUGUUUAGAUUCAUUAUGGUACCAUACAUUGAGUGGACCAUGAACGGAUGUCAGCUGAAUGACUCCACCACAGAACUGGAAACAAUGUCUAACAACAGGGGCACAGUCAAAUUCAGUACAGUAUAUCUAUCAGUAAAUCAAAUAUUAACACAGCCACCCAAAUUUUGUAUUUAAAGAGUAUAUGCUGAUGAUGCAAUUUUAAAUAAAAACUGUAUAUAAA